AUGAAGGCGUACUUCCUAGCACGUCUUCCGAAUAACGCGUCCUUCCACGACGAUGGUUUUUCGUCUUCUGGAUUCACCGCACGUCUCGGCUCGUUGACGUCGUGCAUCUCGACAGACGUCGAGUCUUUUAUUUUGGCACCCAUUCUGAAAUCAAAAUUUGUUUCAAAAAACUAUUUGAUUGCUGGAAUGAAGUCAUCUUCCUAA
Molecule: messenger RNA, 204 nt
Organism: Caenorhabditis remanei
Lineage: Eukaryota; Metazoa; Nematoda; Chromadorea; Rhabditida; Rhabditidae
Exons: 1
Coding region: 1-204 (67 amino acids)
Source: RefSeq, a predicted model, not a curated record